Molossus molossus (Pallas's mastiff bat) is the source of this 2241-nucleotide messenger RNA. RefSeq names its product CAP-Gly domain containing linker protein 3 (gene CLIP3). Gene Ontology annotation, biological process: cytoplasmic microtubule organization. The transcript has 14 exons. Gene Ontology annotation, cellular component: cytoplasm; nucleus; microtubule plus-end. The coding region runs from base 170 to 1813 and encodes 547 amino acids. Lineage: Eukaryota; Metazoa; Chordata; Mammalia; Chiroptera; Molossidae. The record is from RefSeq and is a predicted model, not a curated record. Gene Ontology annotation, molecular function: microtubule plus-end binding.
CCAUCCACCAUCGGCUUCUCUGCCUUGUCUCCUUCUGUCUCCUUCUCCUCACCCAUCACUUCCCCCGAAACUAACACCCCGUUACUCCCCAGUCUCAGCUUUGGUCUCCAGCCCCGUCUGCCCGAGCUGACCUUUGCCUCCAGGAUUUGCCUGAAGGCCACCGAGGACCAUGACUAAGACAGAUCCUACUCCGAUGGCCCCUCCGCUUCUGGACAAGGAGGAAGAAGAGGAUGAGGAAGAUGAGCAGGUUCCGGAGGCCCCCAGCCCCACCCAGGAGCGCCGGCAGAAGCCUGUUGUGCACCCUUCUGCACCUGCCCCCCUCCCCAAGGACUACGCCUUCACCUUCUUCGACCCCAAUGACCCGGCGUGCCAGGAGAUUCUGUUUGACCCGCAGACCACCAUCCCUGAGCUGUUUGCCAUUGUGCGCCAGUGGGUGCCCCAAGUACAGCACAAGAUUGAUGUCAUUGGCAAUGAGAUUCUGCGUCGAGGCUGCCACGUGAACGAUCGUGAUGGGCUGACCGACAUGACACUGCUGCAUUACGCCUGCAAGGCUGGGGCCCAUGGAGUCGGGGACCCUGCUGCGGCAGUACGCCUCUCACAGCAGCUGCUGGCACUGGGCGCAGACGUAACCCUGCGCAGCCGCUGGACCAACAUGAACGCGCUGCACUACGCGGCUUACUUCGACGUGCCCGACCUCGUGCGUGUGCUGCUGAAGGGUGCACGGCCACGAGUGGUGAACUCCACAUGCAGUGACUUCAACCACGGCUCAGCCCUGCACAUCGCUGCCUCCAACCUGUGCCUGGGCGCAGCCAAAUGUUUGCUGGAGCACGGUGCCAACCCGGCGCUGCGGAACCGAAAGGGACAGGUGCCAGCGGAGGUGGUCCCAGACCCCAUGGACAUGUCCCUGGACAAGGCAGAGGCAGCGCUGGUGGCCAAGGAACUACGAACACUGCUGGAGGAGGCUGUGCCACUCUCCUGUGCCCUCCCCAAGGUCACGCUACCCAACUACGACAACGUCCCAGGCAAUCUCAUGCUCACCACAUUGGGCCUGCGCCUGGGAGACCGUGUGCUGCUGGAUGGCCAGAAGACGGGCACACUGCGGUUCUGCGGGACCACGGAGUUUGCCAGCGGCCAGUGGGUGGGUGUGGAGCUGGACGAACCUGAGGGCAAGAAUGAUGGCAGUGUUGGUGGUGUCCGGUACUUCAUCUGCCCUCCCAAGCAGGGUCUCUUCGCCUCUGUGUCCAAGAUCUCCAAGGCAGUGGACGCACCCCCUUCAUCUGUCACCUCCACACCUCGCACUCCCCGGAUGGACUUCUCCCGCGUCACUGGCAAAGGCCGCAGGGAACACAAAGGCAAGAAAAAGGCCCAAUUAUCUCCAUCUCUGGGCAGCCUGCAGCAGCGAGAGGGAGCCAAGACUGAGAUCGGAGACCAAGUCCUCGUAGCAGGCCAGAAACAAGGGGUUGUGCGCUUCUACGGGAAGACAGACUUUGCCCCAGGUUACUGGUAUGGCAUUGAGCUAGACCAGCCCACGGGCAAGCAUGAUGGCUCUGUCUUUGGUGUUCGGUACUUCACCUGUCCCCCAAAGCAUGGAGUCUUUGCACCGGCAUCCCGAAUUCAGAGGAUUGGUGGAUCCACUGACCCUCCUGGGGACAAUGUUGGAGCCAAAAAAGUACAUCAAGUGACAAUGACACAGCCCAAACGCACCUUCACGACAGUCCGGACCCCAAAGGACAUUGCUUCAGAGAACUCAAUCUCCAGAUUGCUCUUCUGCUGCUGGUUUCCCUGGAUGCUGAGGGCAGAGAUGCAGUCUUAGAGGCCCUGGACACCUGACAGAGAUGGCCCCCUCUAGCAUCUCCUGACACAAGGAGCCCCAAGUCACCCUGAGAUAGAUAUUCCCAGUAACACAUCCAGAAUAGAGACCCCCCACUAGCGAGCCCUUGUUAAUCACUGAGGCCCCAUUAUUAACAGAUUCCCCCAUGUUAAAUGCCCAAAUACAGACCCCGUGUUACCCAGAGAUUCCCUGAGUGUAGCUCCUUCAGGCUAGUCCCUAUCAACCCCUCAGAGCAGAGCCCCCAAUAACAGAUUUUCACGUCACCCCAAAUGAUGACCUUCUCCACAUAAUGCUCCACAGCAGAACAUCCCUGAGUCACUCAUCCCAGAAUCCUCCCCCAUUAAAAAACACCCCUUCCACCUCUUCCCAUCAAGUCCCCUUGAAAUAAACACAGGUCACAUUUCCAGAGC